ACCUACUCACUCACCAACCCACUCACUCACCCACUCACCCACCCACCCACCACCCACACCACCAGCUGAGAUGGCCUCGCCUGUGGACUUCUCCGGCACGUGGGAGAUGGUGGCCAACGACAAGUGGGACGACUACAUGAAAGUCCUGGACAUCGACUUCGCCACCCGCAAGUUGGCCGGCCUCCUCAAGAUCCGCAAGGAGGUGAAACAGGAUGGUGAUUCGUUCACCUUCAAGACGAUGAGCUCGCUGAGAAACUACGACCUCUCUUUCACCGUCGGCGUCGAGUUUACGGAGCACACCAAGGGCCUGGACAACCGCACCGUGCAGACCACGGUGCGCUGGGAGGGUGAGCGACUUGUCUGUGAACAGAAGGGAGAGAAACCUGGCCGGGGAUGGUCUCACUGGAUACAGGAUGGGCAGCUGCACCUGGAGCUGACUUGUGAUGGCGUGGUUUGCAAGCAAGUGUUCAAGAAGGCCUAGACACAGCCACCAUCAUCACCAGCACCACCACCACCCAGCCCCUCCCCACCAUCCUACCCUCCCCACCCUCCCCA
Molecule: messenger RNA, 555 nt
Organism: Petromyzon marinus (sea lamprey)
Lineage: Eukaryota; Metazoa; Chordata; Hyperoartia; Petromyzontiformes; Petromyzontidae
Source: RefSeq, a predicted model, not a curated record